AUGUGGAAGUUGAAGAUUGCUGAUGGAACCGGGCCGUGGCUUACAACAACCAAUAAUCAUCUUGGAAGACAGCAUUGGGAAUUCGAUCCUGAGGCUGGAACUCCAGAUGAACGAGUCGAGGUUGAAAGGCUGCGUGAUGAGUUCAAGAAGAACAGAUUUCGAACCAAACAGAGUGCUGAUUUGCUGAUGCGUAUGCAGCUUGUGAAGGAGAACCAAUGUGGUCAGAUUCCACCAGCGAUCAAAAUCAAAGAAACAGAAGGUAUAAUAGAGGAAGCAGUGACAACUACUCUAAGAAGGGCCAUCAGUUUCUAUUCUACAAUUCAGGCUCAUGAUGGCCACUGGCCAGCUGAAUCCGCUGGCCCUUUGUUUUUCCUCCCUCCUUUGGUCUUAGCCUUGUAUGUAACCGGAGCAGUCAAUGCUGUUCUAUCACGAGAACAUCAGAAAGAGAUUAUACGAUACAUAUAUAAUCAUCAGAAUGAAGAUGGAGGUUGGGGGAUACAUAUAGAGGGUCAUAGCACCAUAUUUGGUUCUGUACUUAGCUACAUUGCGCUUAGGUUGCUUGGAGAAGGACAAGAAGAUGGUGAAGACAGGGCCGUAGCUAGAGGUCGAAAAUGGAUACUCGACCAUGGUGGCGCUGUGGGGAUACCAUCGUGGGGAAAGUUUUGGCUCACGGUGCUUGGAGUAUACGAGUGGGAUGGCUGCAACCCAAUGCCCCCAGAAUUCUGGCUGCUUCCCAAAUUGUCACCCAUUCAUCCAGGAAAAAUGUUGUGUUAUUGUCGGUUGGUAUACAUGCCCAUGUCAUAUUUAUAUGGGAAGAGGUUUGUUGGACCAAUUUCUGGAUUGGUGCUAUCACUAAGACAAGAGAUUUAUACUGAACCUUAUCAUGAAAUAAAUUGGAAUAGAGCAAGGAACACCUGUGCAAAGGAGGAUCUUUACUAUCCACACCCUCUCGCGCAAGAUAUGCUUUGGGGAUUCCUCCAUCAUUUUGCCGAGCCAGUUCUAACUCGAUGGCCGUUUUCUAAACUGAGAGAGAAGGCUUUAAAAGUUGCAAUGGAGCAUGUUCAUUACGAGGACAUGAACAGCAGAUACCUUUGCAUUGGAUGUGUAGAGAAGGUGUUAUGUCUUAUUGCUUGCUGGGUGGAAGAUCCUAAUUCCGAAGCAUACAAAAGGCAUCUAGCUCGUAUACCUGAUUACUUCUGGGUUGCCGAAGAUGGCUUGAAAAUGCAGAGUUUUGGUUGUCAAAUGUGGGAUGCAGCUUUUGCUAUUCAAGCCAUAUCAUCAUCCAAUCUAGCUGAAGAGUACGGGCCAACCCUCAUGAAAGCACACAAUUUUGUGAAAGCCUCACAGGUCCAAGAAAAUCCAACUGGAGAUUUUAGUAAAAUGUAUCGGCACACUUCUAAAGGCUCCUGGACAUUUUCUAUGCAAGAUCAUGGUUGGCAAGUCUCGGACUGCACGGCCGAAGGACUUAAGGCCGCACUCUUAUUCUCUCAAAUGCCUACAGAACUAGUUGGAGCAGAAAUUGAAACGGAGCGUUUAUAUGACGCUGUAAAUGUCAUUUUGUCCCUUCAGAGUGCUAGUGGCGGUUUUCCGGCAUGGGAGCCUCAGAGAGCAUAUCGAUGGUUGGAGAAGCUCAACCCUACAGAGUUUUUCGAAGAUGUCCUUAUAGAGCGAGAUUAUGUAGAGUGCACAUCAUCAGCAGUCCAAGGUUUAAAGCUCUUUAAGAAGUUACAUCCAGGACACAGAAGAAAGGAAAUAGAAAGUUGCAUCUCAAGAGCAAUACAAUAUAUCGAAGCUACUCAAAAUCCUGAUGGUUCAUGGGAUGGUAGUUGGGGAAUAUGCUUUACGUAUGGCACAUGGUUUGCAGUAGAGGGCUUGGUAGCUUGUGGGAAAAAUUAUCGUAAUUCUCCCACACUACAGAAAGCAUGUGAAUUUUUGCUUUCGAAGCAAUUACCGGAUGGCGGAUGGGGUGAAAGUUACCUUUCAAGCUCGAACAAGGUAUAUACUAAUCUUCAAGGUAAUCGGUCAAAUUUGGUGCAAACCUCAUGGGCUCUGUUGUCUCUCAUCAAAGCUGGGCAGGUCGAGAUUGAUCCCGAGCCAAUACAUCGUGGAAUAAAGCUGCUUGUAAAUUCACAAAUGGAAGACGGUGACUUUCCUCAACAGGAAAUUACAGGAGCAUUCAUGAAGAAUUGUACACUGAACUAUUCAUCGUACCGGAAUAUCUUCCCAAUAUGGGCUCUUGGUGAAUAUCGUCAUCGGAUUCUUCAUGCACGAGCAUAG
Fraxinus pennsylvanica is the source of this 2277-nucleotide messenger RNA. NCBI's taxonomy places the organism in Eukaryota, Viridiplantae, Streptophyta, Magnoliopsida, Lamiales, Oleaceae. The record is from the annotation of a GenBank genome assembly.